This is a messenger RNA of Entrophospora sp. SA101, 446 nucleotides long. The record is from the annotation of a GenBank genome assembly. Lineage: Eukaryota; Fungi; Glomeromycota; Glomeromycetes; Entrophosporales; Entrophosporaceae.
AAAAACGUUUCACACCAAAAAAAAAGGAUAAAGAACGUUACUCUAAGCAAGAAUUAGUUGGUAGGGGUGCUUAUGGUUCUGUAUAUAAAGGGAUUGAUAAUGAGACAAAUGAAGUUGUAGCAAUAAAAGUUUUAAAUUUAGAUGCGGAAGAAGAUGAUGUAGACGAUAUAAUAAAAGAAAUCAAUUUAUUAUCACAACUAAAACAUGAAUCGCAAAAUAUAACUAGAUAUUAUGGAAGUUUUCUUCAUGGAACAAAAUUAUGGAUUAUUAUGGAGUAUGCAGCUGGUGGAAGUAUUAGAACUUUGAUGAAGUCUGGAAGAAUAGAAGAAAAAUACAUAUCAAGUAUCACUAAAGAGGUAUUACAAGCAUUAAUUUAUUUGCAUAAAUGUAAAAUAAUUCAUAGAGACAUUAAAGGUGCGUGUGAUUUAUUUUCAGUUAACAAAUAA